AAUAGGAAAAAAUCCAAAAAAAAUAAAAAGCUUUACAGUUGUCAAUUAAAACAUUAUAUAUAACAUGUUUUGUUACAUUUUAAUGUCCUUUACCUUAAUCCAUUUUCAAUAAUAAACUUAUAAACCCAUCGUUUUCUAAAAGAAUAAUCAAAAUCAAUUUCUCUAUAUAUAUUUAUAUUAACCUCUCAUAUUAUUUUCUUUAUUUAAACACCAAAGAAAUUAAUUUUUCUGUAACUCUUUUACGCGUCUAUUUACAGCAGCCUCAACGGUGCUACUCUUCUGCCUCCCUUGUUUUCUUCCUCUUUCUCUCUCUAAAAAUCCCCUCUUUCUCUCUCUAAAAAUCCCUUCUUUCUCCCUCUAAAGCUACCCACUAUUCGAAGAUUUGCCAAAAUCGAAAUUUGAUUCAUACCCAGAUUUGAUUUCACUGAAUGAAAUCAACCCAGAAAGUUAGUUCGAAACCCUAGAAAAUAAUUCAUCGGGAAUAUUAAAAUCGGCCUAAAACUAAUUUCACUGAAACUUUUUGAUUUUUGACUUAAAAGUUAAAAUUAAUUUAGGAUCGAGAAAUUUCAUCACCCCAGAAGCAAAUUUGGCGGGUAAAAUCGACCCAGUUAUCGGUUUUUCUGAAUGGGUUCUGCUCUUAGGAAGGAAUCUGCAAACGGGUCAACCCAGCAGAAGAAAACAGGUUUAGGGGAUUUACCAGAAAGCUGUGUUGCAACUGUGUUGAUGAAUUUAGACCCGAAUGAUAUUUGCAGUUUGGCGAAAUUGAACAAGGCUUUUCGUGGGGCCUCAUCUGCUGAUUUUGUUUGGGAAUCGAAAUUACCCACAAAUUAUCACCAGAUUGUUGAGAAAAUCUUUAAUGAAGAUGAUGAUACUGAUAACCUUCCUGUUUAUUCUUGUAAAAAGGAGAUUUAUGCCAGUUUAUCUCGAGUUAAUUUCAUGGAUGAUGGCAAAAAGAUGGUGUGGCUUGAUAAGAGUACAGGAGGAAUUUGUAUGGCGAUAUCUGUUAAGGGUUUAUCAAUAAACGGUAUUGAUGAUCGAAGAUAUUGGAGCCACAUUGCUACCCAGGAAUCUAGGUUCUCUUCAGUGGCUUAUCUUCAACAGAUCUGGUGGUUUGAGAUAAAUGGGGAGGUGGAGUUCCCGUUCCCUGAAGGAACUUACAGUGUAUUCUUCAAGUUGCAAUUGGGCCGACCCUACAAGAAGUUUGGGCGUCAACUGUGUAAUACUGAGCAGAUCCAUGGGUGGGAUGUCAAGCCUGUCCGAUUCCAGCUCUUGACUUCUGAAGGGCAGCGGAGUGUCUCCCAGUGUUUCCUGGAUGGUCCAGGGCAGUGGCUUCACUACCAUGCUGGGGACUUUGUGGUCAAGAAAUCAGAAGGUUUUACCCAAGUGAAGUUUUCAAUGAUGCAGAUAGAUUGCACCCACACCAAAGGCGGUAUUUGUGUAGACUCUGUAAUGAUAUACCCUAGUACAUUCAAGGAGAGGCUGAAGCGUUUUUGAAGGGCUUAGUCGUCGUCCUAGUUUUAGGAAUCUCUAUAUUAGAUGAGAUGUAGAUAAUUAUAUAGAGGAAUAGAGUGUAUGUGAGAGAGAGUAGCAGAGUGGCAUGAGUUAUUUUUGGUCUUCAGGCUCUGUGAAGUGUUAUGAUCGUCGGCUGUAGACUGUAGUAAGCAUAGUUUAUGGUGGAAAUAGACAAAUAAUAGUCAUUUCCACCUCUUUUAUUCUGUGUUUUUUUUAAGACUUCUUAGACGGUAUAUGAGGACAAUUGAUGCUUCGCUUGAAGCCUCGAAUUAAGCUAGCAACUAUUUGUUAUUGUUUGUUUUUCCUACAGCUGAGUUUCUUUGUUUUUCUUGGAAGCUUUAUUGAAUGGGAGUUGUUUUACAAUGACA
Messenger RNA from Chenopodium quinoa (quinoa), 1880 nucleotides. Its product is annotated as F-box protein PP2-A12-like. The record is from RefSeq and is a predicted model, not a curated record. The coding region runs from base 625 to 1494 and encodes 289 amino acids. Gene Ontology annotation, molecular function: protein binding. The transcript is spliced from 3 exons. NCBI's taxonomy places the organism in Eukaryota, Viridiplantae, Streptophyta, Magnoliopsida, Caryophyllales, Amaranthaceae.